Messenger RNA from Asparagus officinalis (garden asparagus), 1897 nucleotides. Its product is annotated as aldehyde dehydrogenase family 3 member F1-like. The record is from RefSeq and is a predicted model, not a curated record. Gene Ontology annotation, cellular component: cytoplasm. Gene Ontology annotation, biological process: aldehyde metabolic process. Gene Ontology annotation, molecular function: aldehyde dehydrogenase (NAD+) activity. Bases 256 to 1692 code for a protein of 478 amino acids. The transcript has 10 exons. NCBI's taxonomy places the organism in Eukaryota, Viridiplantae, Streptophyta, Magnoliopsida, Asparagales, Asparagaceae.
CCCCCUGGAUUCUCGACUCUGUUAGUUUCACUUUCUAUAAAUUUGCGUAAUAAACGGUACGUAUAACUAAUUCAAAUGGCAGAAGCUCUCGGGGUUAAGAAUCCGAAGGGUCUAUCUGCAACAAGAGAAGUAUAGAGAGUGUAUGCGCAAUUUGGCGAUAGUAUUAGGGAUCUAUCCAUAACUAACCCUUAUAUAAAUCACACAAGGAGGUGGAGAUACCACUCGUACAAUUCUGAAGAAACUAGGGAUCAGCAAAUGGAGGUGAUGGGGUUGGAUGCAGUACUGAGUGAGGCAAGAGAGGCGUUUGAGAGUGGGAAAACAAAGGGCUUGGCCUGGAGAAAAUCUCAGCUCGCUGCUCUUCUGAAGCUGCUACAAGAGACCGAGGAGGAUAUUUUGAGGGUUCUGAAAGAAGAUCUUGGCAAGCACAGAGCUGAAGCUUUCAGGGAUGAGGUAGGACUUGUCAUGAAGUCUGUCAAGUGUCAUCUAGACAAUAUCAAGAAAUGGAUGGCUCCCACAAAGAUUGCAGUUCCCAUCGGCGCUUUCCCAACAACUUGUGAACUGGUGCAGGAGCCCCUUGGAGUUGUUCUCAUUCUUUCUUCUUGGAAUUUACCUAUAGGACUUUCCUUGGAGCCACUUAUUGGAGCUAUAUCAUCUGGAAAUGCAAUAGUCCUAAAGCCUUCUGAACUUGCUCCAUCAUCAUCUGCUUUCUUAGCAAACACUAUCCCUAAGUAUCUGGACUCCAAAGCUGUGAAGGUCGUUCAAGGGGGCCGAGAUAUUGCAGAGCAGCUGUUGGAACAAAAAUGGGACAAAAUAUUCUUUACCGGAAGCAUGAAGGUGGGACGAGCUGUGAUGACAGCAGCGGCGAAACAUCUAACACCAGUUGCGCUCGAACUCGGGGGUAAAUGCCCGGCCAUUGUAGAUUCUCUCUCAGGCUCCAGAGAUAUGAAGGUCAGCGCGGAUCGAAUAGUUGCAGGAAAAUGGGGCCCUUGCUAUGGUCAAGCUUGUGUAGCCAUUGAUUAUUUGCUCGUUGAAGAGAAAUUUGCACCCACCCUGAUUGAACUGAUCAAGGGAACGCUGAAGAAAUUUGACAUAAAACCCGAGCGCUCAUCAAGGAUUGUCAACAAGCAUCAUUUCGAGAGGCUGAGCAACCUGCUGAAGAAUCCUUCGGUUAUGUCAUCAAUCGUGCACGGUGGUUCCGUGGAUGAUAAGAACCUGACUAUCCAGCCGACUAUUCUGGUAGAUCCCCCGCUGGAUGCUGAAAUCAUGACCGAAGAGAUAUUUGGUCCGUUGCUUCCAGUUAUCACUUUGAAGAAGAUUGAGGACAGUAUUGGCUUUAUAAGGGACAGGCCGAAGCCUCUCGUUGUCUAUGCCUUCACCAAGAAUGAGAAACUGAGGAGACGAGUCAUCGAUGAAACAUCAUCAGGGGCGGUCACUUUUAACGACACCCUAUUACAGUAUGCUUGUGAUACGAUACCGUUUGGAGGAGUCGGUGAGAGUGGAUUUGGGAAGUAUCACGGCAAGUUCACAUUUGAUACAUUCAGCCACGGCAAGCCAGUCUUGAAAAGGGAAUUCUUGAACGAGUUCAGUUUCAGAUAUCCGCCAUGGAAUGGGCAGAAGAUUGAACUAAUGAGGCGAAUCUACAACUACGAUUACUUGGGAUUUAUUCUGGUGUGGCUCGGACUUAAGAGAUGAUGAUCAAUCUCUACAUGUAUCUGAUUGUUUGAUGAAUACUGCUAUCCUUUUCGUUACUGAAUAAGCUUCGUCGAAGUAGCGCAUUUCCACAUGUCCAUGUGCGAAGUAACACGUCGAUUAGAGCAUGGAAAUAGAAUUUGUACGUGCAAGUUUCUUCAGUUUCAGUUCUAUAAAGUGACAAUACUGGCAGAAUUGAACCCUCCAA